Molecule: messenger RNA, 1400 nt
Organism: Pseudopodoces humilis (Tibetan ground-tit)
Lineage: Eukaryota; Metazoa; Chordata; Aves; Passeriformes; Paridae
Gene: NCS1
Product: neuronal calcium sensor 1
Molecular function (GO): calcium ion binding; calcium sensitive guanylate cyclase activator activity
Source: RefSeq, a predicted model, not a curated record
GGAGCAGGGGACACGGACAGGGACACGGACACGGACACGGACACGCACACGGACACACAGCGCGGCCCCGCAGCGCAGCUCUGCGGCCAAACCCCGGCCAACAAAGCCCCCUCAGCUCCCCUCGCCGCCGCCCCCCGCGGGAUGUAGCCGGGCCAGGAGCCCCAGCGAGGCAGCGGCCCCGCCGCUCCGUGCCCCGCAGCGAGGCCGGGAGGCGGCGGGCUCAGAGGCGCUGCCGCCACCAUGGGCAAAUCCAACAGCAAGUUGAAGCCUGAAGUUGUGGAAGAGCUGACCAGGAAAACGUACUUCACGGAGAAGGAGGUGCAGCAGUGGUACAAGGGCUUUAUCAAGGACUGUCCCAGCGGGCAGCUCGAUGCCGCCGGCUUCCAGAAGAUCUAUAAGCAGUUCUUCCCCUUCGGUGACCCAACCAAAUUUGCCACCUUUGUUUUCAACGUCUUUGAUGAGAACAAAGAUGGGAGGAUCGAGUUUUCGGAGUUCAUCCAGGCACUGUCAGUCACCUCCCGGGGGACGCUGGAUGAGAAGCUGAGGUGGGCGUUCAAGCUGUACGACUUGGACAACGACGGAUACAUCACAAGGAACGAGAUGCUGGACAUUGUGGAUGCGAUUUAUCAGAUGGUGGGAAACACAGUGGAGCUUCCUGAGGAGGAGAACACACCAGAGAAGAGGGUGGAUCGGAUUUUUGCCAUGAUGGACAAGAACGCAGAUGGGAAGCUGACGCUGCAGGAGUUUCAGGAGGGCUCCAAGGCCGACCCCUCCAUUGUGCAGGCGCUCUCCCUCUACGAUGGGCUUGUAUAGUCCCAGGGCUGAGCGGCGAUGUCUGGGGGAAGAUGCUCUCCGUGCCAUCCAACCACCGCCGCGUGAAGCUUGCCUGUCCCUCCCGGCCUUCCUUUCUGUUCCGCGAGCAAGGGAUGCCCUCGAAGCGCGAGCUCACUCCCCCUCUCCGCACUCCAGCCGCUGCCAUCCGCCAACUUCUGCUUUUCCCACAAAAACCCCGCGCCAGACCCAGUCUGAGCGGCAGCGAACGCCCAGGACUCGAGGGCCGGGGGAACGGGUCGAGCAUCGCCGCAGGCAGAGCCCCCUCUCGGCCUCCUCGCCCCCUUUGCUCCCUUCUCCUACAUUUUCGGAUGGGACUGCGGAUGUGCCGGCGGGGUUCUCUCUUGGGAACCGGCCGGCCCGAGACGGAGCCCAGAGGUACCGGGGGGCUGCACCCCCGGGGAGGCCGGGGAGCCGAGGCACCGACGGCGAUUUGGAACAGAGUCCUGGUGUCACCCACCAUGCCGCUGGCAGCCCAGCUCGGCUCACUAGGGAUAUAUAUUAUAUUAUUAUUAUUUUAAUUUUUUUUUUUUUUUUUUGUGAGACAGUAUUGUGCUGUUUUGUUUUUU